This is a messenger RNA of Tinamus guttatus (white-throated tinamou), 243 nucleotides long. NCBI's taxonomy places the organism in Eukaryota, Metazoa, Chordata, Aves, Tinamiformes, Tinamidae. The record is from RefSeq and is a predicted model, not a curated record.
GAGAACCCCCCCAACCACAUCCUCUUCCUCACCAACCUCCCAGAGGAGACCAACGAGCUGAUGCUCUCCAUGCUCUUCAACCAGUUCCCGGGAUUCAAGGAGGUGCGCCUGGUGCCCGGCCGCCACGACAUCGCCUUCGUGGAGUUCGACACGGAGGUGCAGGCGGGGGCGGCCCGCGACGCCCUGCAGGGCUUCAAGAUCACGCAGAGCAACGCCAUGAAGAUCUCCUUUGCCAAGAAGUGA